AUGACGCUCCCGGAGAUGGCCGCGGCGUUCGAUAGGGCGGUGCACGACGCGCACGCGAUCGUCGAGGCGAAGCGACGGGAAAAGCUCGCGGAGCAGGCGGAAGCCGACGCGCGAAAGUUCGAGAAGAAACACCUCGCGGAGAUUGCAAAGGCGGAGCGAGCCGCCGCCGCCGCAGCGGCGAGGGAAGCCACGUCGCUCGGGAAUGCGCCAGCCCCGCGCGGGCGUGCCCUCGUCGUCGUACCGAGGAAGCGCGCGAAGAAGGCACGCGCGAAGCUUCCGAAGAAGGCGCCGCCGCCGCCGCCGCCACCGCCGCCGCAGAAGCCCGCGGCGAAGAAGCCGCGAAAGCUGAAAAACGCGAGGGCGAAGAUUGAACUCUCGCCGGUGAAGAAUCGGAGACGCCCGACGGUCGCGCCGGAGAAGGUUGGCGUCGUCGGCACGCGAAGGUCUGCUCGACUCUUGGCGACAUCUCCCGCGAUCGCGUGA
Micromonas pusilla CCMP1545 is the source of this 483-nucleotide messenger RNA. RefSeq lists its product as uncharacterized. Bases 1 to 483 code for a protein of 160 amino acids. The transcript has a single exon. NCBI's taxonomy places the organism in Eukaryota, Viridiplantae, Chlorophyta, Mamiellophyceae, Mamiellales, Mamiellaceae. The record is from RefSeq and is a predicted model, not a curated record.